CUCAACCCCCCAGGAAAGGGAACAGGGCUGGACAAUAAAGCGAGGCCGGUGCGGGCAAAGGAAGGAGCCACCCAAGGGCAGCAGCACCAUGUCCCAAAACCACAAGGACCUACUAGGUCUGGGUCGCCUUGAAUACCUGCAGGCCCUAGUCACUGAAUUCCAGGUGACUGAGAGCUCCGAAGCCAAGGAGCAGGUGUUGGCCAAUCUAGCUAAUUUUGCUUAUGAUCCUAAGAACUAUGAAUAUCUCCGACAGCUCAAAGUAUUAGACCUGUUCCUGGAUAUGCUCAGCGAGGACAAUGAAACCCUUGUGGAAUUUGCACUUGGUGGCCUUUGUAACCUCUGCCUGGACAAAAUCAACAAAGACUAUAUCUUGGAUGCAGAUGGUGUCGCAGCCGUUGUUGGUUCCCUCUCCAGCUCCAAUGAAGAGACUGUGAUGUCUGCAGUCACUACUUUAAUGUACUUGACCACCCCACAGUCUCGCCAACAGAUCACGGCUCUUCCCGUGGUAGAAUGCAUGCUGCGUUUCUCCCUCUCAGCCAACCGGAGGCUACGGAACCUGGCAACCAUCUUCCUUGAAGAUUACUGCACCCCUCAUCAGGUAGAGGCGGCCAAGGCCCUGACCGAACACACCGCCCUGGGGAUCCCCCUGCCAAAGGACUGAUGCGGCACGAAGGGCAGCUGAAAAGCUUUUCAUGGAAGC
This is a messenger RNA of Lacerta agilis (Sand lizard), 700 nucleotides long. It is a transcript of the gene ARMC7, whose product is annotated as armadillo repeat containing 7. The coding region runs from base 89 to 661 and encodes 190 amino acids. The record is from RefSeq and is a predicted model, not a curated record. The transcript is spliced from 4 exons. Gene Ontology annotation, molecular function: protein binding. NCBI's taxonomy places the organism in Eukaryota, Metazoa, Chordata, Lepidosauria, Squamata, Lacertidae.